This is a messenger RNA of Somion occarium, 472 nucleotides long. The record is from the annotation of a GenBank genome assembly. NCBI's taxonomy places the organism in Eukaryota, Fungi, Basidiomycota, Agaricomycetes, Polyporales, Cerrenaceae.
AAGAUGGACCCCUCGUCUGGCAUCCAGGAGCCUUUCGACUUGAUUCGACUGUCUCUCAGUGAACGAGUAUUUGUGAAACUUAGGGGAGAUAGAGAACUUACAGGCAUCCUCCAUGCUUACGAUGGACACAUGAACUUGAUUUUGAGUGAUGUCGAGGAGACCAUUAUGAUUGUAGAGCAGGUCGAAGGUGCACCAGAAGGACAGAGUACCGUAAACAUUGCCAAACGCAAGAUGAAUAUGCUAUUUGUACGAGGAGAUGGUGUCAUUCUCGUCUCUCCGCCGUCUCGAACGUGACCUACCUCGUUCAAAUUGUUGCUAUGUCCGGCUAAAAUCUUGCCAAUAUACUUUUCGGCAAGGGCUUGGACUAGUUAAAGCAUUGCUGCAGAGCUCAGUGUAUUAACCCUAUUGCUACAGGAAAGAGCAUUGUAAUUAUACAGCCAUCAUUUCAUAUGAAUCUGCAAGAUGAAACCAC